AUGUUGUUUCUUAGCAUAAUCAUUAAUGACUCAACAGUAACUCUUGAGUUAAAGGAGAGCUUCAACUAUGGCCUGUUCUGCCCCCCGGUUAAUGGAAAAGCCGGCAAGUUCCUGGACGAAGAGCGGCGGCUCGGAGACUAUCCCUUUAAUGGUCCUGUGGGAUAUCUUGAAUUGAAAUACAAGCGAAGAGUUUACAAGAUGCUAAAACUUGACGAGAAGACGUUAAAAGCGCUCCACUCCCGCGCAAAUCUGCGCCGGUUCCUCGAGAACGUGCAACACGGACAGAUCGACAAAAUAACUAAAGCCUGUGCCAAGGGCCUGGACCCAAACUUCCAUUGUCAGGAGACUGGUGAAACCCCCUUAUCCAUAGCGGCCGGCCUAAAAACACCUGCAAAAAUAUUAAUCGCCCUUGUCAAUGGCGGGGCCUUGCUCGAUUACCGAACAAAGGAUGGAAGCACUUCCAUGCAUAGAGCUGUUGAAAAGAACUCGCUAGAAGCUGUGAAAACCCUGCUAGAACUUGGCGCGUCACCUAAUUAUAAAGAUGGCAAGGGAUUAUCACCCUUAUACCUCUCUGUGACAAACAAAACUGAUCCGUUAUUGUGUGAAACGCUUCUUCAUGAUCACGCAACUAUUGGGGCUACCGAUUUGCAAGGAUGGCAGGAAGUGCAUCAGGCGUGUCGUAACGGUCUGGUCCAACACCUGGACCAUUUAUUAUUCUACGGGGCUGACAUGAACAGCCGUAAUGCAUCUGGUAACACGCCGCUUCACGUGUGUGCAGUCAACGCACAAGACUCAUGCGCACGACAACUGCUCUUCAGGGGCUGCGACAAGGAGUCCUUGAAUUAUGCUAACCAGACACCAUAUCAGGUUGCUGUAAUCGCUGGAAAUUUAGAAUUAGCUGAGGUUAUAAAGAAUUACAAAACGGACGAAGUCGUUCCGUUUCGUGGUCCGCCGCGGUUUAACCCGAAGAGACGCUCCGCCGCUUGGGGCGGAUGGUGGAGCGCCGGAGAUAGGUCCUCCCUGGCCUCGUCGACUCGGAUUCCGGCCGACCUAGAUGCCUUACUGCGACGGCCUCAGGGCUCAACCAACUCGCCUUGCAGUCUCGAACGACCGUUUUCAUCCGCAUCAUCAAGCAUUAGUGAUGCCAGCCACCCGAGCCACGAAGACGACGCGAGCAUCAUCACAGAUAAGAGCCUGGGUGACACUAGCGACAUCAUCUCGGACUCGAGUGGGGUUGGUACCAGCAAUUCGGACACUACCACGUGUUCGCUACAGGCGCCGGGUGCUACACUUGUAUGUCUACAGCCCUAUGAGCCCGCACAGUCUGGGCAUGUAAGACUGAAUCAGGGAGACAUUAUUGAAGUAACGGGUUCAACAGACGAUGGUUUCCUUGAGGGUCGGGUCCGAGGGUCUGGAGCUACAGGGCUAUUCCCUCCGCACUGUGUGCAAGAAGUUCGCUUGAGACAAAACGCACAUAUACACCAGGUUUCUUCAAGUACUGUGCACCACUCUCGUGUCAGUGGUCGGAGAGAGGUGGGCCUCAGUAAGACAUACAGUGCUACAGCUCCCAGAGUAAAGAAAACGUAUGGAAACAUGGAAACACGAACCGUGGUGCUACACCGAGCCCGUCGGGGCUUCGGUUUUGUACUUCGCGGUGCGAAGGCUUCUUCUCCACUAAUGGAGCUUCGCCCCUCAGAGCGAUGUCCUGGACUGCAGUAUCUAGAUGAUGUGGAUGCUGGUGGCGUUGCUGAUAGAGCAGGAUUGAAGAAGGGAGACUUCCUUAUAGCGAUAAACGGCGAAGACGUCUCAGGCGCGUCCCAUGAGCAUGUAGUGGAGCUGAUUCGAGGCUCUGGAGCUCUGGUCUCUAUGACCGUUGUAUCACUGAGCUCAGUAGCCACGGAGACUUGUGUGGUCCCCCCUAGCAAGUCUCAGGGUCAUCUGUCUACCAGCGGACGACCCUAUGCUGCUACACUGCCUAGGAAGGGUGCUGGAGGUCGUAGUCCUGCGCCGGCGCCGCCCCGUCGUGACCCACGCACUACACUUAGCGUUGGUCGCGCGAGAGCCAAGUCUAUGGUUGCGGGGCUUGAAAAUGGCGGCGAAAAGGAAGAGUCCUGUGAGCCAUUGAGUGUAGCCGGAAAAUCGUCUUCAGCAGAAUCCGUACAAUUACACCCCGGAAGUAAUAAUGGCACCCCUUGUCUGGGUACACCAGUAGCGCCUCGUACAGCCAGCAUUCGACAACGACCUGCCUCUUCUCGUAUCACAGCAUCUGAGUUAGAAGAACUAUUCCAACGUCAAGCUGGAGCUGACGCCGCGGGUGGCAGCAGCGCAAUGAUGACUCGAUCAGCAUUCCAAGACGGAUGCGCGUCGCCUGGAGGAUCACCUGCCCGAAUCCCUACAAGGGUCUAUGCUUCCGUCGCUGAUAUGAAGAGGGCUAAGGGCAAGUUCUGGAGCAAGUCAGCCAGCAUCAGUGCGGGCGGCAGCGCGACGCUUAGACGCGAGUUCCACUCGACUCCUGACUUGGCCGCUGCGCUCGCCGCACGCCCCACACGAACGCGCUCUAGUGAAGACGUACACGCUAAUGAUAUGUCCCGUGCUCCCCCACCACCCUCUGCGCCUGCGCCUCCUCCUCCAGGGGCUGUGACGUCAUCGUUCCGUCCGGCAGCGCCCGCUAAGCUAUAUGCGGCGCCUAAAGACCUCGCCCAGGUUGCAUACAGGCCGCACACUGAGCAACCUCGUAAAGCAGUACGCGGCUGGUCACGCGCUUUAUCAGCGGAAGAAAGCUCUCACCAAUACGCGCAGCCCAUCGCUUUGCACAAGACCUUUGCGAGACAGAACUCAACUCCAGCACCCCCUAUCCCUGAGCCGGACUACAGCAUGUCAGAGUCUGAUGAGGACGAACACAAGCUAAAAGCAGACCCACCCGUCGCAGAGACCAGCGCUAACAGCAAUACCAGCGGCAGCAGUUCCGGAUCGAGUUCCAUGCAGCACUCGUUCUCUGUGGACGAAAUACAAAAGAUUAGAACGCGACUUAAAUCGUCAAAGUCCUGCGGUGACGAACUCGGUAUCGCCGAGAGAGACGACGGCGACAAUUCAUCCUCUGGAGUCUCAUCCGACCAAGAAGCGCAAGCGCGUCCACCGAGACGAGACAAAGUAUCUUUCUGCAGCUCGGUCACGGUGAAGUCCUCGAAUGACGUGAUCAGUACAGAACCCGUGCACAGUUCGUCCGAAAGCCUCGCGACCCCUCCCCCUCCUAUGCAGAGGCAUAAUUCCCUCACGCGGAAACGAGCGACGGCGGCGCUCUUGCGAGGGACGGUGGGCAGCGCGCGAGGGAGGUCGGCAGCCGAGCGUCUGGGAGUGGACAUAGAUAAAGCGCCAGGUCGGAGGGCUCGUGCCGCCGUGCUUCUGGCCGAACUGCCCCCGCCUCCCGAGGAGCCGGCGGGCCCGGCGGACCCCACGGCUCCGGUGCUGGCGCCGCCCCCCCAGUUCAGUGAUCGGGUGCGAGUGGUCGCCGCUCUGCCCAAGUUGGCUCAUCUGCAGUAA
This is a messenger RNA of Pieris macdunnoughi, 3540 nucleotides long. Lineage: Eukaryota; Metazoa; Arthropoda; Insecta; Lepidoptera; Pieridae. The record is from the annotation of a GenBank genome assembly.